Messenger RNA from [Torrubiella] hemipterigena, 1821 nucleotides. Lineage: Eukaryota; Fungi; Ascomycota; Sordariomycetes; Hypocreales; Clavicipitaceae. The record is from the annotation of a GenBank genome assembly.
AUGCCGAAACCAAGCAGAACCUCGACGCCCACCCCGGGUUCGUCGCUCCCUCCGCAAGAAUUCUACGACCCGGACUUUUUAAAUACCAGAGUCAUUUUAUUUCCCAACCUAUCAUACGAAGAUCUCGUCGACCAUGGAGCGUCCAAUGCCACCGUGCCGGACUCCAAGACGGUCGAUUCGAUGCUGGAGAAGCUCAAGAGUCUUCUCAGCGUCAUGGAGAAGCGCUCCACAUUCUAUGACCGUGGUAUGCGAUAUCUCGCCGACGAACGAAAGAAACGUGGUGGCGACUAUGACCAGGUCAUGACAGAUGAGCCAGAGGUCAAAAAGUCAAAGAAUAAGAAAAAGAAGAGCGAUGACGAUAAAUCAUCACCCGUUAAAGAUUCGAAAGCGAAGCGGCGCGAUUCGGCCAGCUCUGCUGGCGACAGUGACGGCGCAUCAGCGAAUGGUGACGCCGAUGGCAAGUCCAAAAAGAAAGACGGCUCCGAGUCCGACUCAGAUUCUGAAUCCAGCUCAGAAGAUGAAGGCGCACCUAAGAAGCGAGAAAUGCCACAAGCCAUGACAUUUGGCGAAGACCCCUCGACCUUCCCUGACCCAACUAUAUACGAGAUCCUACCCGUGAACGACGAUAUGACGGAAGAUGAAAAGAAGAAGAUAUACUCAGUCGCAGUGUAUCCGAAGAGCGACCUACUCGAUAAGAUUGCCGGAGAGCCCCCAGACAAGGACUUCACCAACGCGAAGCCAUCCAGUCAAAUCAACUUCACAACGUUUGCUACCUACAUCGAGCCAUACUUCCGCGGGUUCACGGAAGAGGAUCUUGGCUUCCUACGAGAACGUGGAGACAGAUCAACUCCGUUUGUGAUGCCGAAACGAGGAAAGAGAGGCUACGCUGAGAUAUGGGCAGAAGAAGACGGUGCAAUGUCAAUUGAUUCACCUCAGCAAGGACGUGAGAAGAUGGCACCGAAUGCACCCCGCGGCAACAUCGAGUUGAUGUCAGAUUCCAUUGGCGAGACUGAUAGCCUGUCAAUCGGGCCACUAGCGUCUCGUCUUCUUCAAGCUUUACGACCAACAACCCGAGUAGCUGCUGCUGCCGCUGCUGCUAGCGAAGAGAAGGCAACGAAUGGCACAACGAAUGGUGACGUCAGCAUGAAUGGCGACGAUGAGCAAAAUGGCGAAGAGAAACCUAACCCUCUGCAGCCAGCUACUGCCAUGCCCGACUCGUCAAGCGACGCGUGGAAGAAAGCAAUCCAUCCGCGCUUGGAGUAUGCGCAGGUUGACGAACGUCUUCGGCAGGAGCUCCGACACAUUGGUUUCCUACCUGAUGAAGGAUUCGACCUCGAGUAUGAUGGCCACUAUGACGAUGAGGUGGCCGGCCGCCUGCGCCACCUGCAGGCUCGCUUAAAAGAACAAAUACUCAUCAAUGGUGCGCGCAAGGCCCGUCUGACAGAGCUCGUCAAGGAGCGUAUGGCAAACCAGGAGUACCAAACCAUCCUUGAAGACUUGGAUUCGCAGGUCCAGGCUGCCUACUUGAAGCGCACACGAACCCUGGGCAAGAGCAAGAAGGCCAAGCGCCCUGGUGGCGCCGGUGGCGGUAGCCAUCCUGUGGGUGGCACGGCUCGCCCUGGCAUUGGCGACCUUACCCGAACGCUCAUGGAGCGACGACGCCGAUGGAUUGAUACAAUUGGCUCCGUCUUUGAAGACGAGAAUGUGUGCAAGGUGCCGCGGCAAUCAGACCCCAACAGCUCCAUCUUCAAGGCUGCCGACAUGGCAGAUCUACUUAAGAGGGAGAAGGAACAGUGGGACGAAGAGGCGGAGGAAGAGUAG